Emericellopsis atlantica is the source of this 1605-nucleotide messenger RNA. RefSeq names its product general substrate transporter. Gene Ontology annotation, cellular component: plasma membrane. The transcript is spliced from 4 exons. Bases 1 to 1605 code for a protein of 534 amino acids. Gene Ontology annotation, molecular function: carbohydrate:proton symporter activity. The record is from RefSeq and is a predicted model, not a curated record. Gene Ontology annotation, biological process: carbohydrate transport; transmembrane transport. NCBI's taxonomy places the organism in Eukaryota, Fungi, Ascomycota, Sordariomycetes, Hypocreales, Bionectriaceae.
AUGUCGAAUAUCGCAGAGAAGGAAAGGGUCACGCUCUUGGCGUGCUCCCUGGGAGCCAUCGCCAGUAUUGGCGGCUUCAUCUUUGGUUAUAUCAGUGGACAGAUCUCCGGCUUCUUUCUCAUGGACGACUAUGCCUCCCGUUUUGGCGAGCUACAAUCUGAUGGAUCAUACACUUUCUCAGCCGCCCGCCAGGGCACCAUUGUCGGCCUCAUGAGCAUCGGCGCUCUGUUUGGCUCCCUGAUCGCCGGUAAAGUCGCAGACGUAAUCGGCCGUCGUCUCUGCAUCUCCGCCUCGGCCUUCUUCACUUGUGCAGGCACGGCCAUUGAAAUAUCCUCCCAGUCAUCGUGGGCCCAGUUCGCCAUCGGCAGGAUGAUCAGCGGUCUCAGCAUCGGCGCCCUGAGCGUGGCCGUCCCCAUGUACCAAAGCGAGAGUGUGCCGGCCGUCAUCCGUGGUGUCGUCGUCUCGUCGUACCAGCUCCUCAUCACCCUGGGCAUCUGGACCGCCGAGAUGGUGAACUGGGGCACCGAACACUACACAAACAGCACCGCAUGGAGGAUCCCCAACGGCUUGUCCUUUGCGUGGGCUCUGGUCCUCGGCGGCGGCAUCCUCUUCAUGCCCGAGAGCCCGCGCUAUGCGUACAAGAAGGGCCGGGUUGAGGAGGCGCGCAGGAACAUUGCCAAGCUGUGCGGUGUUUCCGCCGAGUCGACGAUUGUGAGCCGCCAGAUCAACGACCUCCAGGCCAAGAUCGACGAGGAGAACAAGAGCACGGCCGCCCUGAGCUACAAGGAGAUCUUCACCGCACCUCGCAUGCUGUACCGCACCACGUUGGGCGUCGUCCUGCAGGCCGGCCAGCAGCUCACGGGCGCCAACUUCUUCUUCUACUUUGGAACCACUGUGUUCGCCGCGACCGGCAUCCAGAACAGCUACACCACCCAGCUGAUUCUGGGAUCCGUCAAUGCAGCCUGCACCGUUGCUGGCAUGUGGGUCGUCAACCGCUUUGGCCGCCGAGUCGUGCUCAUGGCUGGCGCCUCCUGGAUGAUGAUGUGUUUCUUCGUGUACGCCUUUGUUGGCCACUUUGCCCUGGACCACGAGGAUCCCAUGCGCACUCCCAAGGCCGGCACCGCCCUAGUGGCCUUUUCGUGUCUGGCGAUUGCUGCCUUCGCUGUCAGCUGGGCGCCACUCGUUUGGGUCGUCAACGCUGAGCUGUACCCUCUGCGUUACCGCAGUGUCUGCCUCGGACUGUCCACUGCGUCCAACUGGUUCUGGAACUUCCUCAUCUCCUUCUUCACGCGCUUCAUCACCGACGAGAUUGACUACCUGUACGGUCUCGUCUUCGCGGGCUGCUGCGCUGCUUUGGUGUUGAUCGUGUUCUUCUUUGUCAUUGAGUCCAAGGACCGCACGCUCGAGGAGAUUGACGCCAUGUACGUGCGCAAGGUAAACCCGAUCCGCUCGAGCAAGUGGAGCUUUGACGAGAAGACCCUCGGAGACGAGACUCCAAGCCGCAAGGAGAGCGAUCCCGACACUGAGCUGAUUCAGAGGGAGAGAGCGCCCGCGGCCGGGGCCGGGGCCUCCCCCGCGCCCGCAGCUGCAGAUGCCACUGCUUGA